AUGGCUGAAAUUCCAGCCAACAUAAAAAACUCGAAGCUAGACUUGCUCACCGAGCCCAAUCCCAUUGGCCGAGAUCUUGAGAAGCGCAGCCAGUCAAAGUUCUAUCAUUUCCACAAGGACCACAGCCAUGACAUCUCCGACUGCUAUGACCUGAAAAGGCAGAUUGAGGGCCUCAUUCAGAAAGGGUACUUCAAGAAGCAUGUGGGACGAGCUCCUAACGGCGGAGGGAACAGGGCAGGCUGUUCGAAAGAAGAAAAGACAGAGAGAGAGAGGAUGCGAUCUUCCCCGAAAUGCACGGACCGACCUGCUGUGAUCAACAUGCUCGUCCCUUAUCGGAUCUCAUUCUCAGACGAAGGCAUUAAGGGCCUGUACACCCCGCACAAUAACGCCCUGGUCGUCAAGGCUAAGAUCGACCAAGUAACGAUCAGGCAGAUUUUGAUCGACGGAGGUGCCUCCACUAACAUAUUAUCAUUCUCUACUUACCUUGCUCUGGAAUAG
This is a messenger RNA of Momordica charantia (bitter melon), 498 nucleotides long. NCBI's taxonomy places the organism in Eukaryota, Viridiplantae, Streptophyta, Magnoliopsida, Cucurbitales, Cucurbitaceae. The record is from RefSeq and is a predicted model, not a curated record.